Molecule: messenger RNA, 944 nt
Organism: Cricetulus griseus (Chinese hamster)
Lineage: Eukaryota; Metazoa; Chordata; Mammalia; Rodentia; Cricetidae
Source: RefSeq, a predicted model, not a curated record
CCCUAUUGUUGUGACUGGGUUUCCUGGCAUCUGGUACUCUGCGUCCAGCAGUACACUCCACAUCACCGUGGCAACGGGUGUGGGGUGGGGGAAGUCCUGGGGCGCCGAAGGCGGAAGCUGAGAUGACGUGUGAUCCCAGUGAGGACAAAGCGCUAGCUUUGAGGUAGCUGUGGCUGAGACCUGGCUCGGCCCCGACCCCGCCCCUCCCGCUGCUCGCGGACCACGCCCCAGGCUCUGCUGCACCUUCUCUUGGUACACUGGGUGCCUUCGCAGACAUUCUUGUCAGGUGCGAGGUGUCCCGCGUGCUGCUGCUGCUGCUCCUGCAACCACCGCCCGCAAAGCUGCUGCCCGAGCAUGCCCAGACCCUGGAAAAGUACUCCUGGGAGGCUUUCGAUGCCCACGGCCAGGAUACCAGCGGCCAGCUUCCUGAGGAGCUGUUUUUGCUUUUGCAGUCCCUGGUCAUGGCUGCCCAUGAAAAGGACACGGAAGGCAUCAAGAAGCUGCAGGUGGAGAUGUGGCCGCUGCUGACUGCUGAGCAGAACCACCUCCUUCACCUCGUUCUACAGGAAGCCGUCUCUCCCUCAGGCCAGGGGGUCUGAUAAGUCACCUGAGCUAAACAGUCUUUCCUCCUGGUACCAACUUGUUUUAUCUUUGGGGACAGGCGAUGGAAGAUGUGAUCUUGUUUCUGUUUUUUUCUCGUUUCUAUUGACACUAUGAUAGUUUAGCUGUGUGUGCCUCAUUUGUUGCAUAAAAUAGUGCCCUCCGGGCCCAAACAUAGUGCCUCAAACGAGGUAACUUCAUCCUUAAGGCUGAAGGAGAUUCCACUGUGUAACAAUCUGCUUGCUUUAUGCAUUGGUCUGUGGCUGGAUACUGCGUUGAUUCCUUUCCCUAGCUGUUCUAAGUAUAGAGACAAUAAACACGGGAGGACAGAUGUUCCUUUGGCA